AUGCAGAAGCUCGCCCAAUUCAAGUCUCCCUCGAGCCGCCAGGCAGAGUCCCUGGCGGGGACACCUGGUGCUGGAGCGUUCCCUGCUGCGCCCUCCAGCCGUCCCCGAAGUGCAGCGUCUGGGCAGCAUUUUGGGGCUGCGACCUUGCAGGGAGGGCUGAGAAGUGGCAAGUCCCAGACCGACCUGAGCCUCGGCGCACCUCCGACCACGGCGCCUUGCGGUGGCAGGGCGAAGGAAAGGUUGACCGUCAAUGAUUACAUUCGGAUCUUGACCCCCGAGAGCGCCCUCAACGAGAAAAGCUAUUCUUUCUUGCACGAUCGGUUCGCGAGGAAGCUCAUGGGUGAGCUGCAGUCGAAGCCCGAUAAGCCCAGCGAGUACUUCACGCUGAAGGAGCACUUGGAGAAGAUUGACAAGGUCUUGGCGUUCUCAAAGCAUGAUAUAUCCACGAUGCCUGCCUCCGACUUGCAGGGCGAAUUGGAGGUCCUGAAUUCCAUCGCCAGGACGUGGCCUACCGACAUCAAGGACUCCAUCAUGGCCAGACGCAUUUCCGACCUAGGAGCGAUCGACGACCGUUCCAGUAACGAAGCGAUCAAGGAGGUCUUGUCAGCUAUCAUGCGGUGGAGGGAUCAAGCCACCGAUCAGGAUAUCGCAUUCGAUCCGCUGAAGCCGCGCCUAUCAAGGAUGGACGGGCCCCCGAAGGAGAAAUGCCAGAAUUUUCUGAAACUGAUGGUGGACAACGUGAUCACGAGGAUGCUCUCGCAAGGCCCGUCCGUGAAGGUCCGCACCGCUCAGGUGUGCCUCUUGGCCCUGGAGAGCUUCAGGCAGAAGCCCGACGACAUGGGCGAGGACAUGCUGGCGAUGAUCUCCUCGCCGGGCGCAGUGGACGACCUCGUGUCCAAGGGGCCCUCGACGAACGAAGACCUCGACAAGUAUGGCGCGCUCAAGUCCCAGCUCGAGGAGGCUGCGAGUUCGGGCACCGUGGACAUCAUGGCCGUGACAACUGCUCUUUCUGAGUACGUGAGCCUCGCGCCCAACUUGCGGCUCGAGCUGAACAAUGCGCUCAAGAAGCAGCUUGUCGAGCAGCUCGGCCCAGCACGAGGUCAUGCCGCUCAGUAUUUUCAAUUUUUGGGGGCUAAGGCGCUGGUCGAGAUUCCAACGGGCGAGGCGAAAACACGAAUUGCUGAGAUUCACGCCCUGUUCAAGAAAGCAGACAGUGUCUUGGCCCUGCAAGACUUCAACGCGAAAGACCCGCUAAUGGAGAUCGAGCGCGCGGAACAGUUGGUCCUCGAUUCGCCCCAGUGCCAGAACUUCAUCAGGCUGAUGGCUACCUUGACGAGCGACUCUCUGACUGGCAUGCCCGAGGAGGACGCGACUAAUAUUUUAGAUACAGCGGUGACGGCGCCCAAACAAAAUACGAUCAUGAGCCAGGCCGCUGCCCCUGCAGCUGCAGCCCUCUGCGACUUCGUCCAGACCGAGGCUGGGCCGGGGCACUCCAUGGCCGGCGCUUUCCUGGAGAUCGGAGUGGGGCUCAGCAUGUUCCAGCAUGAGGCCGAGAGCAUCGGGGCCCGCUUUCACGCGAUGAAGAAGUGCAUCGCUAUGCAAGCUUCGCGCCUGAGUUACGCCGAGCUGGGGGCGGCGCCGCUCGACGGGGCCAAUGCUGACCCCGCGCUCGUGCAUGCGAAGUGUUUCCUAGCGGCGUUCCGAGAUUUCCAGCGGUCGAAUUCGGCCGUGGGGGGCGACUUUCCACCAGCUGAAAGCGUCGCGAGGGUGGAGCUCGACCGCUGCAGCAAGAUGAUCGAUGAUAUUGCCGACAAUGCGGCGCUGGCUCUCAGCACGCAGAUCCAUGCCCAGAUUGAGGAGUACAAGGCUGCUGGCCUCGACGUCGCAGGCAUUACCAAGCGCUGGACAGACCAGAUCCAGACCUCUCAGAAGAAGGGCGCCAAGCCUGCUGACAACAUAGGCGCAGUGUACAAGCUUUGCAAGAAGACGUUGCCGAUGAUUAAGGGCGACGAGUUGGAGGCGCAGGUGAUGCAGCUCAAGUCGCCGCGGGGUGAUCUUCUCAUCGUGCUCGAGACCUCCGGCCGACAUCCCAAAGACGAGCUCUUGAAGGACUCAGGCGAGCUCAUGGGCUGCAUCCGUUCGGGGAGCAUGGCUAUCAUCGAGGCGAAGCUCAUGAUGGGCUACGGCAAAUUCGGGAGCCACGAGAUGUCAAUGCAACAAUUCGUGGUUAAACUAUCCAAAGAGCUGAGCGCCCUUGACCCUCCCGUCACCAUGUGCCUGCUCUACAGAUAUACAUG
Molecule: messenger RNA, 2297 nt
Organism: Prorocentrum cordatum
Lineage: Eukaryota; Dinophyceae; Prorocentrales; Prorocentraceae
Source: the annotation of a GenBank genome assembly